Gossypium arboreum is the source of this 1679-nucleotide messenger RNA. Its product is annotated as trans-cinnamate 4-monooxygenase. Gene Ontology annotation, biological process: lignin metabolic process. The record is from RefSeq and is marked provisional. Gene Ontology annotation, molecular function: trans-cinnamate 4-monooxygenase activity; iron ion binding; heme binding. NCBI's taxonomy places the organism in Eukaryota, Viridiplantae, Streptophyta, Magnoliopsida, Malvales, Malvaceae.
GAAGAAAUAAACUCAAAGCCAAAUGGAUCUCCUCUUCUUGGAGAAGGCCCUCCUGGGCCUUUUCGUGGCGGUGGUACUAGCCAUCACCAUCUCUAAACUUCGUGGCAAGCGGUUCAAGCUCCCUCCUGGACCAUUACCCGUGCCGGUGUUCGGCAACUGGCUCCAAGUGGGUGAUGACUUGAACCACCGCAACUUGACAGAUUUGGCCAAGAAAUUCGGUGACAUAUUUUUACUUCGAAUGGGACAGCGUAAUCUGGUGGUGGUGUCUUCACCUGAGCUAGCCAAAGAGGUGCUCCACACGCAGGGAGUGGAGUUCGGCUCAAGAACUAGGAACGUAGUGUUUGAUAUAUUCACGGGUAAGGGUCAAGACAUGGUUUUCACGGUGUACGGAGAGCACUGGAGGAAAAUGAGGCGGAUCAUGACGGUACCAUUUUUUACCAACAAGGUUGUGCAGCAGUACAGGUUUGGAUGGGAGGACGAGGCUGCUCGUGUAGUGGAGGACGUGAGGAAAAAUCCCGAGGCAGCCACCAACGGAAUCGUUUUGAGGAGAAGAUUGCAGCUGAUGAUGUACAACAACAUGUACAGAAUCAUGUUCGACACAAGAUUCGAGAGUGAGGAUGAUCCUUUGUUUGUUAGGCUCAAGGCUUUGAACGGGGAGAGGAGCCGGUUGGCUCAGAGUUUUGAAUACAAUUACGGGGAUUUUAUUCCCAUCUUAAGGCCCUUCCUCAGAGGAUACUUGAAGAUCUGUAAGGAGGUUAAGGACAGGAGGUUGCAGCUCUUCAAGGACCAUUUCGUCGAAGAGAGGAAGAAACUUGGAAGCACAAAAAGCAUGAACAACGAUGGAUUGAAAUGUGCCAUAGAUCAUAUUUUGGAUGCUCAACAGAAGGGGGAAAUCAAUGAGGACAACGUUCUCUACAUUGUCGAGAAUAUCAAUGUUGCCGCAAUUGAGACGACACUGUGGUCGAUCGAGUGGGGCAUUGCGGAGCUGGUGAACCACCCUGAAAUCCAGAAGAAGCUGCGGCAUGAACUUGACACUGUUCUAGGACCUGGUAACCAGAUCACUGAACCUGACACCCACAAACUCCCCUACCUUCAGGCUGUGAUCAAGGAGACUUUAAGGUUACGAAUGGCAAUUCCUCUACUCGUGCCCCACAUGAACCUGCAUGAUGCGAAAUUGGGUGGCUAUGAUAUCCCUGCUGAGAGCAAAAUCUUGGUAAAUGCAUGGUGGCUUGCCAACAACCCUGCUAACUGGAAAAAUCCCGAAGAAUUUAGGCCUGAAAGGUUCUUUGAAGAGGAAGCCAAGGUUGAGGCCAAUGGUAAUGAUUUCCGCUACCUCCCCUUUGGCGUGGGGAGAAGAAGUUGCCCAGGAAUUAUUCUUGCAUUGCCCAUCCUUGGUAUUACUUUGGGUCGAUUGGUACAGAAUUUUGAGCUCUUGCCUCCCCCUGGGCAAUCUCAAAUUGAUACCACGGAGAAAGGUGGACAGUUCAGUCUUCAUAUUUUGAAGCAUUCCACCAUUGUUGCUAAGCCAAGGCAAUUUUAACUUGUUCUCUUCUAUCCAUUUUAGUGAACUCUUGAAAGACAGUAUGAAACAUUAUUCAGUUGAAAAUAUUUGUGAGGUGUGACAACGUAAAUCCAUGAAUCAAUCAAGAUUUGCAAUAAGAUUAAUAUUUUCCCUUCCA